Molecule: messenger RNA, 535 nt
Organism: Adelges cooleyi (spruce gall adelgid)
Lineage: Eukaryota; Metazoa; Arthropoda; Insecta; Hemiptera; Adelgidae
Gene: RpLP1
Product: 60S acidic ribosomal protein P1
Exons: 4
Coding region: 132-473 (113 amino acids)
Biological process (GO): translational elongation; cytoplasmic translation
Cellular component (GO): cytosolic large ribosomal subunit; ribosome
Molecular function (GO): structural constituent of ribosome; ribonucleoprotein complex binding; protein kinase activator activity
Source: RefSeq, a predicted model, not a curated record
UGUCUUGUGCCCACCGUAUCGUGAAUAUUGUCGAGUCUUCGGUGCCCAGGCCACUACACUUUUUUCCUAACGCCGAAGUUGGCCAUAACAGUAAUUUUGUUAAACACAAUUUUCAUCCGAAUCCAUCCGGAAUGGCUAUCUCCAAACCUGAACUAGCUUGCGUCUACUCGGCACUCAUCUUGACCGACGACGACAUCAACGUGACGGCUGAAAAAAUUCAGACCAUCCUCAAGGCAGCCAACAUUGAAGUUGAGCCAUACUGGCCAGGCUUGUUCGCCAAGGCAUUGGAAACCGCCAAUGUCAAGGACUUGAUCACGAAUAUAGGAUCAGCUGUAGGAGCUGCUCCGGCUGCUGGUGGUGCAGCGGUCGCAGCUUCGGAGGGCGCUAAGGAAGAAAAGAAAGAAGAUAAAAAGAAAGAAGAAAGCGAAGAAGAAGAAGAUGAUGAUGACAUGGGCUUCGGUCUGUUCGAAUAGACUCUUUGUUUUCCUUCCUAUUUUUUUUUAUAAAAUAAAUUUUUGUGUAUAUUAUACAUAAA